Messenger RNA from Drosophila ananassae, 2323 nucleotides. It is a transcript of the gene metro, whose product is annotated as MAGUK p55 subfamily member 7. Gene Ontology annotation, cellular component: plasma membrane; cell-cell junction. Lineage: Eukaryota; Metazoa; Arthropoda; Insecta; Diptera; Drosophilidae. The coding region runs from base 440 to 2227 and encodes 595 amino acids. The transcript has 9 exons. The record is from RefSeq and is a predicted model, not a curated record. Gene Ontology annotation, molecular function: protein binding.
UUCGAAUUCCCUUCAUUUCGAGAAAAUAUUUCGCUCGGAUCGGACGUGGCUGCAGUUGCUCCUCCAGAGCUUCCCAUCUAUCGCUGUCUCUCCGCCGUUUGUUGGACACCCGCUGGUGCUACGGGUUACUGGUACGGGUGAUAAGUCUGGCCAAAAAUAAAAUACCGUUGCCAAAUAGCAGUUAUUUCGAAUUGCUCCUAAAAAUAGCAUUAAAAUAGCAAAAAUAGCCAACAGACAGCGCCGUAAGGCGCGUAUGUGUUCUAGUGUCCGUGUCUGCGAGAGUGUCUGUGAGUGAAGUGGAAAUCUGUUUAAAAAUAAAACAACGCCAGACGACUGACCAGAAGCAGAGCCAAAAUUGUCAGAACAGUACAUAGUGGGCCACAACUCCAGGAAGAGCGCCGAAAGGAUAAAGGAUAACCAAGGACAGUGACUCGGUGACAUGCUAGCAGCAGUUAUGGCAUCUGACAUAAACUGGGAUCCAGCUCUUUCCAAAUUGAUCACCACACUGAAGGAGUCGGAGAAUCUGUCCAAUGACCAGGAGAUCGAUUUCCUAAAGGCCCUGCUCGAGUCCAAGGAGCUGAACGCCCUCGUCAAUGUCCACACGAAGGUGGCCAAGGUGGGCCGAGAUGAUCGGCUAGCCCCAGUGCUUUCCACUUCCGCCCAGGUGUUGUACGAGGUCCUGGAACAGCUGUCGCAACGCUGCCACCUGAGUGAUGACUGCCGAGAGGCCUUCCACCUGCUGCAGGACUCCCAUGUCCAGCACCUCUUGUUCGCCCAUGAUGCCAUCGCUCAAAAGGAUUUCUAUCCUCAUCUGCCGGAGGCACCUGUGGAAAUGGACGAGGACGAGGAGACCAUCAAGAUCGUGCAGCUGGUGAAGAGCAACGAGCCGCUGACAGGAGCACAGAGUGCGGAGCCAAUUGUUGGGGCCACCAUAAAAACCGACGAGGAGUCCGGCAAGAUAAUCAUUGCGAGAAUUAUGCACGGCGGCGCUGCAGAUCGCUCUGGUUUGAUACACGUCGGCGACGAGGUCAUCGAGGUCAACAACAUCAACGUGGAGGGAAAAACGCCAGGCGAUGUGCUCACCAUUUUGCAAAACUCCGAGGGCACCAUCACCUUUAAGCUGGUGCCGGCGGACAACAAGGGUGCCCAGCGUGAGUCCAAGGUGCGAGUACGCGCCCACUUCGACUAUAACCCGGACGAGGAUCCCUACAUCCCCUGCAAGGAGGCAGGCUUGGCCUUCCAGCGCGGCGAUGUCCUGCACAUCGUGGGUCAGGACGAUGCCUACUGGUGGCAGGCGCGCAAGGAGCACGAGCGCUCGGCACGGGCUGGACUGAUUCCCAGUCGGGCGUUGCAGGAGCGCCGCAUCCUUCACGACCGAUCCCAGCGGGAGGGCACUGAUCUGGACUCGAAGCCCGGUUCAUGUGCCUCAUUAUGCACCACCCCACCCGGCUCACCCCGCCUGCCAGCGAGUAGCAGUAGCUCCUCCUGCCGCCAGCCAAAGACUAAAAAGAUCAUGUACGAUUUGACAGAAAACGACGACUUUGAUCGGGAGCAGAUCGCCACGUACGAGGAGGUGGCCAAGCUCUAUCCCCGUCCCGGGGUCUUCAGGCCCGUGGUGCUAAUCGGUGCACCCGGAGUGGGUAGGAACGAGCUACGCCGUCGGCUGAUAGCCAGAGAUCCGGAGAAGUUCCGCAGUCCAGUACCAUACACCACACGGCCAAUGCGCACCGGAGAGGUGGCUGGCAGGGAAUACAUUUUUGUGGCCCGGGAGAAAAUGGAUGCGGACAUCGAGGCCGGCAAAUUUGUGGAGCAUGGCGAGUACAAGGGACACCUGUAUGGCACCUCGGCAGAGAGCGUCAAGUCGAUCGUGAAUGCCGGAUGUGUUUGCGUCAUUAGUCCCCACUACCAGGCCAUCAAGACGCUGCGCACGGCCCAGCUGAAGCCGUUCCUGAUCCACGUAAAGCCGCCAGAGCUGGAUGUCCUGAAGGCCACCCGGACGGAGGCGAGGGCCAAGAGCACCUUCGACGAGGCGAACGCCCGGAGCUUCACGGACGAGGAGUUCGAGGACAUGAUCAAGUCGGCGGAGCGGAUUGACUUUCUGUACGGCCACUUCUUCGACGUGGAGAUCGUGAACGGAGAGCUGGUGAACAGCUUUGAGCAGCUGGUCCAGAAUGUCCAGCGUCUGGAGAACGAGCCGCUCUGGGCUCCGUCCAUGUGGGUUCAGUAGGAGGAGCCAUGUAGCAUUUCAUGCAACUUGUUAAUGAAACACCAACACCAAAGUAUUUUUGUCAUACGAAUUUAGCAAUCUGCUAGAGGGAAGAGG